AUGGAUGUGGUAUGUCAGAAACAUAUCCAAGAACGGGAAGAACUGGAGUGUUAUCAGAAGAAACUUUUGGAAGAGAAAGAUGCAGUCAUUAAAGACAAAGAUGAUGUUAUUCAGAAGCUGGAAAGCUCUUGUGAGGCCCUGGCCAGAGAUCAAAGAGAGCUACUGCAAGAAGUGUCAGCUCUGACUGCAGAGAGAGAUUCAGCCCUAGGUAAACACUCAGAUCUUAAAAAUAAACAUACAGCCUUAAAAACUGAACUGGACAGUCUAUUGCAGACAAGUCGGAGUCUGCAGUCCGAGAAGGAGAUGCUCCUUAAAAGCACAGACGAGCUGCGUGUGAGUUUAGACAACGCGGUUAGCGAAAACCAAGCGUUAAAAGUGAGAACAGAAGAGAUGCAAACAGAACUCGAGACUGAACACAAAGAACUUGAAAAAGCAACAAAAGACAAUAUGGAGUUGAAGGAUUCGCUUGCUAGUCUCUCUUGUCGUCUUGAGGAAAUAAAAGCGGAGAGAGAGAGAUCCAAUUCUGAAUGUAUCCAGUUACUUCAAGAGAAAGAGGCUCUUUCUUCCUCGGAACGAAGGCUUUUGGCUGAAAGGGAGGAACUUUUAGAUGAAAACAAGGCAAUUGCCGAGAAGCUUGCUACAGCCACAGAAGAUGCCAUACUUGCUGAGAAAGUCUUUACUGAGAAAAUAAACAAACUGAAUUUAGAAAAGGAAUCUGUUUGUCAUAAGUCGUUGCAAUUUGAAAAGGACAACAAAGUUCUUCUUCGAGAGAAGAAUGAAUUGGAGAACAAAUACUCAGAGCUUCUCGAGGAAAACAAAUCUUCUGCAAAGACAAUUUCUGAUAUGAAGAGAGAACAUGAACUGGCUGUCUCAGCCAGGAGAGCUCUGGCCCAAGAGAACACCAUGCUCCGAGAUUCCGUGGAAGCCCUCAAGGAAGAACUAAGAAAGAAGAGUCUAGAAAAUCAAGAGCUAACAGCCUGUAAGUGUGACCUUUCAGAUCUUCUGAAAGAGGCCCAGGAUGCCAGAAGGACACUAGAAAAUGAGCUGGCGGCUGUGUCCCAUGCCAAGCAGGUCCUGUCAUCAUCGUUGGAGACCUGUUCCUCUGACAGGGAAAGGCUGAGCAGAGAGAGGGCGGAAUUGCAAGAUAAGUGUCAGAAAUUAGUUGGAGAGGUUGAGAUUCUGAAAGAAAACUUAACCAUAGAAAAGGAAGCUGGAAAACUGGACAGGGAAUCAUUUUUGUUGGAACGUACGGAACUUCAAAGCAGCGUCAGCUUCUUAGAGAAGGAGGUAGAGGAGCUGAGAGAGAAAUACAAAGAACUGCUGACUGAGAAAGAAUUUUUAGUUCAGGAGAAAGAAAAAUCUGAAACCAAACUGGCAGAAAUAAUUAAGGAAAAAGAAACCCUCUGUGCAGAGACAGAGCAGCUCGUUUCCAGUAUGGAACAACUGAAGGGUGACUUUGUUUCCUUGUCUAAAUCAAAAGCAGAGCUCCAGGACUUGCACAGCUGCAUCUGCGAGAGGCUGGAUGAUCUUCAACACAGGCAUGAGGUGAUGGAGGAGGAGAGAAUACAGCUGCUGCAGGAAAUUGACAGCCUGCUCGCUGAACAGAAGAGUCUGGUCAUUAUUAAGGAAAAAAUACUGAAAGAGAAGGAGAAAUUCUCCAAGGAUUACUAUAAACUGCACGAGGAAGUAGCACUUUUAGAACAAACUAAUAGUGACCUCUCAGGCAAAUUGCUGGUCUCUCAGGGCAGAAAUGAGAUGCUGCAGGAGGAGAUGAACAAUCUGGCUUUGAAACUAAAAGAAAUUGAGACUCUCCAGGCCCAAACAGUAGCGCAAAAAAAUGAGGUAUUGAAACACGUAGUUAAACAAUAA
Pterocles gutturalis (yellow-throated sandgrouse) is the source of this 1869-nucleotide messenger RNA. RefSeq names its product CAP-Gly domain-containing linker protein 1-like. NCBI's taxonomy places the organism in Eukaryota, Metazoa, Chordata, Aves, Pterocliformes, Pteroclidae. The transcript has a single exon. The coding region runs from base 1 to 1869 and encodes 622 amino acids. The record is from RefSeq and is a predicted model, not a curated record.